AUGGGGAGAGUAUACUACUAUAUUACAGUAGCUGAAUGUUGGGGAAGGUGUCAAGAUCAAGACAAACCUACUGCAACAUUUUCUGGCAAGCUUUUUAAAAACUUGGAGGUUGUGACAGAUCAGAAGCAGGUCUCACGGAAGAAAGCAAGGGUGAUCAAUCAGAGUUCACUUGGAGAGCUCAUGAUGGAAAAUCAACUACAACACAUUACAACACAACAAAAAAAAACAGAACAAGAUAAAUUGAAUAGACAAUAUAUACUGGGUAGUGUACAACACAACAAGACACAACAUCCUAUGACUGGACAAAUUGAAAUUGAAGAAAAAUAUUUUCAAUCGUUUGAUUACGUAUGGUCCACUUCUGAUGUGAAGCUACUGAAGCAAUAUUUUAUUGUUGUGCUGUUUCAGUCAUCUGGUGUGUUAUGA
This is a messenger RNA of Lottia gigantea (owl limpet), 423 nucleotides long. RefSeq lists its product as hypothetical. The transcript has 4 exons. The record is from RefSeq and is a predicted model, not a curated record. The coding region runs from base 1 to 423 and encodes 140 amino acids. Lineage: Eukaryota; Metazoa; Mollusca; Gastropoda; Lottiidae.